Messenger RNA from Schistosoma mattheei, 1247 nucleotides. Lineage: Eukaryota; Metazoa; Platyhelminthes; Trematoda; Strigeidida; Schistosomatidae. The record is from the annotation of a GenBank genome assembly.
UCCAGUGCUUCCAGGUUUCCAAAGGUGGUCUAACAUCAAUUGAUUCAUGAUCUCAACCAAAAACUUAACAAUCUCCACAACCCCCAUACUGAUAAUCUCCACAACCCCUAAACUGAUUGUUACCAUGUGCUCACUAGUGACUAGCUUCGUGAGAAAAUUCUCAGAGUUCUGGUGAGAAGCCGUAACCAGUGGAGCUAAUCCGUGUCGGGUAGAAACAGGUAUUUACCUCAGUACAAUGGAAGAUGGUCGCGCAAUUUCGUGGAUUGGUUGAUGUUAGACACUAACACCAUUAGAUACCGGCUCAGUGGUUCAGUAGGUUAAGCGUUCGCACGUGAGACCGAAGGCUCUUGGUUCGAAUCCCGCGAGCGGGAUCGUGGGUGCGCACUGUUGAUGAGUCUCGCAAUAGGACGAAAUAGCCGUCCAGUGCUUCCAGACUUUCAAUGGUGGUCUAACAUCAAUCUGUGCAUGAUCUCAAUCAAAAACUUAACAAUCUACUCAACCCAUAAACUGAUAAUUAAUGUUAAUAGUUAAAGUCAAGGUCAUUUUCACUAUUCCCCCCCUACAUACACAUAAGAGUAUUAUUUGAAAUAACAUGAUAAACAAAAUUCACAGAUUAUGUAUUAUAGCCAAUUAAAUUAAGCGUAAAAUACAAUGAAUUCAUCACAUAUGUUCAUUUGUUUAUCCCCAUUUACUAUCACUUCAUGUUAAUCAACCCCAUUGUAUGAUCACUAUUUUAUACAUUUUUGGCCUAGAUACUAAUAAUCACAAUAAUUCAAGUGAAUUUCAUAUUUAACCAGUAAUUUAUUUUCAUUAAUGAAUUAGUCAAAUGAUGUCUUACUUAUGGGUUAUUAACAAUUCUGUUUCUUUAUUUUCCUACUUCUUUAUUUUUCAUUUUAAGUAAAAUGAGUGAUUCAACUGACAGAAUGCACAUGUAUAUACAUAUGUACAUACACGAAGAAGCAAAUUAUACUACUACCAAUACUACUACUACUACUACUACUACUAAUAAUAAUAAUAAUAAUAAUAAUAAUAAUAAUAAUAAUAAUACAGAAAAUAUUCAGAAAAAAUCAACAAUUUACACAUCAAAUAGAAAGAGAUUAUCCGAAAAUGUAUAAGCAAUGUUCCAUUAUGACUCAAGCGAUUAUGAAAUGAUCAUGACUAAUUGAAUUGUGACAGUAUAUACAUAUAUACAUGUUACGAAGAGUUUAUUUUCUAUUUCACAAGUAUAUCUAAGAUACUAUCGGCGG